Molecule: messenger RNA, 3111 nt
Organism: Fundulus heteroclitus (mummichog)
Lineage: Eukaryota; Metazoa; Chordata; Actinopteri; Cyprinodontiformes; Fundulidae
Gene: rapgefl1
Product: Rap guanine nucleotide exchange factor (GEF)-like 1
Exons: 16
Coding region: 805-2826 (673 amino acids)
Biological process (GO): Ras protein signal transduction; positive regulation of GTPase activity
Cellular component (GO): plasma membrane
Molecular function (GO): guanyl-nucleotide exchange factor activity
Source: RefSeq, a predicted model, not a curated record
GCCACUGUGCAGCGCGAGCGUCGGGAGCGCGCAACUGCAGCAGAUCGUCUCGUGGAGGGCGGGGGGAGCGCGCGUGCUCUUCAUCACUGCUCAUCCAGAAAUUCACCAGGAGGACCGGGACCGGAGAGCCGACAGGAUCCCAGGCUGCUGGACCGUCCGAACCCGCAGAACCCGAGCGGAACCAGAGACGCGCCGCCGAGGCGCAGAAAACGCACCGCGCCCACACGCACCGCGCCGAGCGGCGUGCGCUCCUCCAGGUGAGCGAGUGGGAACCAGCGAUCCGCAGAGAUCCCGGUCCUGAUCUGAGCCCGGAACCGCAGAGGCGCAGCGCGGACCGGCGGACCCCUCUCUCGGGGUUCUACGCGCUUUCGGCGCCGGAGCUCCGCGUCGACGCGGCGGCUGCAGGCGGAGAGCAGCUGGGGGAGGAGCGGCCCGGAACCGCCGCCGCUGCUCCGGGAGCUCCUGAAGACCGCUGCGGCAGGAGCGGCUGUCGGUGCCCGGGGACCGAGGCGGACCGUCCACCGGCCGCCUCACCCAUGGGUUAGAUCCGGGCUGGUGGUCCAGAGCAGCCCGCAGAACCCCGGAGGCUCCGCUCUCACCUGCACGCACCUGCCCACCCGAGCCGACCUGCGGGGGCCGGAUGAUGUAGGCGCCGCUGCCCCGCAAACCCGCAGCAGCACCGCUACCGGUCCAGGUCGCAGGACCCCGAACUCAGGGUCCCUAGUCUCCGCACCCAGGUCUCUGGAGCCCAGGUCUCAGCCCCCCAGGUCUCAGCCCCCCAGGUCCCCGGUCCAGAGAAGCACCAUGCCGGCGGGGAUGAAACCGCUGGAGAAGUUCCUGAAGAAGCAGACCACCGCUCUGACGCGGGCCGGGGGGUUCGGAGGGGUGGGGGACAAGGCCAGCGGCGGCACCGGGGCGUCCCGCAGGAGGGCCAGCCUGUCCCGGGUCGUCCCGUUCUUCAGGGAGACCUCACCUGAGAGCGGCCAUGCGCGCGAGGUGUUCAGCCCGGACAGCGAGGACCCCCCCUCCUGGCCCGCAGCCGCAGGGACCGGGCUGGCUUCGGUUCCCUGCAGCGCCAACGGCCCCAGCUCUGGGUCUGGACCCGGUUCUGGUUCUGGUGGAGGAGACGUGCGCAGUCCGUCUCUGUCCAGCGACGAGCAGAGCUCCGAGGCGAGCCUGAUCACAGAGGGAGGCAGCGGGGGAGGAGGAGGAGGAGGAGGAGGAGGAGGGACGCCUCUUCAUCCUGACACUCCAGACAACCUGACCCUCGCUGUGCUGGACGGAGUGGCUGGAAAACGCUUCGGACACUGCGCAGAAACCCUGCUGGAUGACUUCAUGCUGACCCACCCCAUCUUCCUGACGGCCGACAGGCUCCAGCAAGUCCUGCUGCAGCAAUUCACGUUGGAGGCCGAGGGGGGAGGCAGAGAGAGGGAGAGGAGAGACGGAGACUCGGAGGCGUGGAUGAGCGGCGCAGAGAGGAAGCAGGCGGUGUUGAACAUGGCCUUCCGCUACCUGGACACCUACAGAGAGCUGCUGCAGGAGGAGGGAGAGCGCAGCAACAGCUUCCCAAAGGAGCUGUACACGUGUGCGGUUAAGGAGCUGACCCGGUAUCCUGACCUGGUGGACGACGUCGUCAAGCUGCAGCGAUGGACCGAGAUCUUGCAUUGCCCCUCCGAGGAGGAGAAGGAGAGCAAGAAGAAGCAGGUCCGUCCACUCUUCAGACACUUCAGACGUAUCGACGCCUGUCUGCAGCCCCGUGAGGCCUUCAGAGGCUCAGACGAAAUCUUCUGCAGGGUGUACACCCCGGAUCACUCAUACGUGACCAUCCGGAGCCGCCUGUCCUGUCGGGUCGGAGAGAUUCUGGCUCUGGUUAAAGAGAAACUGCAGUACAGUGAAGACCAGCCAGUGCUGCCUGGAAACCUCAUACUGGUGGCCGUCACCUCAGCGGGAGAGAAAGCCGUGUUUCGUCCAAGCGAUGAAGCCGUCUUCACCACGCUGGGCGUCAACACCCACCUGUUCGCCUGUGAACCCUCUGAACUCGACUCUCUGCUUCCUCUUCCUGAGGAGAUCCACUGGACGCCUGGUGACAGUAAACUUCAUGACAUGUCUGCGGAGGAAGUGGCCAAUCAGCUGGUGGUGUUCGACUGGGAACUCUUCAGCUGCGUUCAUGAGGUGGAGUUCAUCUGUUACGUAUUUCACGGCGAGCAGUCCCGCUGGCGCCCCCUCAACCUGGAGCUGGUACUGCAGCGCUGCAGCGAGGUGCAACACUGGGUCGCCACUGAGAUCCUGCAGUGCCAGUCUCUGCCCAAGAGGAUCCAGCUGCUGCGCAAGUUCAUCAAGAUCGCAGCGCUCUGUAAACAGCAGCAGGACCUGCUGUCCUUCCUGGCCGUGGUUCUGGGUCUGGAUAACCCCGCAGUCAGCAGACUGAGGCUCACCUGGGAGGGUCUUCCAGGGAAGUUCAGGAAGCAGUUCCAGCAGUUUGAGAGCGUCGCUGAUCCCUCCAGGAACCACAAGUCCUACAGGGACCUGAUGACCAGCCUGAGACCCCCGCUGAUCCCCUUCACCCCACUGCUGCUAAAAGAUUUGACGUUCCUUCAUGAGAGCUGCAAGACGUUCCACGGUGAACUCGUCAACUUUGAGAAGAUGCAUAAAGUGGCUGAGAUGGUGAGAACCAUCCGACGGUACCGGAGCUCCCAGCUGGCCAUAGAUACAGAGACGUCCCCCUCCCACCUGCAGACCAAGGCCUACGUCCGGCAGCUCCAGGUGAUCGACAACCAGAACCUGCUGUUCGACAUGUCCUGCAAGCUGGAGCCCAAAGACACGUAGAGGGGCGGAGGAACGGGCAGGAGGUCCAGGACCAGGACAUCCUGUUCCUCCACAUCUGCACCAGACAGCUGGACACGACACACAUUCUGCCACAAACCCAGACAUCCACAACCUCCAUUCUGCAGGAGACCCCAAACUCCAAUGUUCUGCAGAAUCUGUAACACUGCAAAGUCCAGAACCAGACCGAUAAACCUGCAUCAACCCAAACCUUAAACACUGGUUCCUACAGUUCCUAACACACAGCUGAAACACAGAGCGCACGUGCCUGAGCAAAUUCUCAGUGAU